This is a messenger RNA of Haliotis rubra (blacklip abalone), 636 nucleotides long. RefSeq names its product GTP-binding protein rhb1-like. Bases 1 to 636 code for a protein of 211 amino acids. Lineage: Eukaryota; Metazoa; Mollusca; Gastropoda; Lepetellida; Haliotidae. Gene Ontology annotation, molecular function: GTP binding; GTPase activity. The record is from RefSeq and is a predicted model, not a curated record. The transcript has a single exon.
AUGGCUCGCCAAUUCACUCUCAGUUUGACAGAAAACUCGGAAAAAGAAGAGGACACAUUCAAACUGACUGUUUUGGGGCAUAAAGGUGUAGGAAAAUCAACCUUCAAUUGCCGUCUCAUGAAGCACUGGAUAGAAUUAAGCAGGCAAGAAAAGAAAAAAUGGAAAAGAAGUAAAGGUUGUGGUGAUUUGGGAAUCAAAGGACGAAGCCUGACGGUGGAUACUGUGGACAUCACAGUCAAGGCGAGGUUCCCCUUCAUGCAGAAGCUCCCUUCCUGUGACGUCUAUGUGUUGGUCUAUUCGUUGGUGUGUGAUGGAUCCUUCGAAGCUGUGGUAGCAGCCAGAGACCAGAUCAUCCAGCAAGAGGGGCCAUUAGUCCCAAUUGUGUUUGUGGCCAACAAGACAGACAUUGCUGACUCUGUAGACAAGACAGAAAGAGUGUACCGAGAUCUGAACAUCAGCUGCGAGUGGGAAAAUGGACAUGUGGAGAUCUCAGCGGAGAGAGAUACCAGUGUCCUGCCAGUGCUUGAACAGAUCAUGAAGAGACAUCAGAAAUAUGUUUCUCCUGGUGAAAAAAAGAGACGCUCAAAGUUUUCAAAAGCCUUGCGAUCAAUCAGAAACCGCUUCUCAACUCACUGA